Messenger RNA from Sorex fumeus (smoky shrew), 771 nucleotides. RefSeq names its product ribosomal protein S5 (gene RPS5). Bases 107 to 721 code for a protein of 204 amino acids. Gene Ontology annotation, molecular function: structural constituent of ribosome; mRNA binding; rRNA binding. The transcript is spliced from 6 exons. Lineage: Eukaryota; Metazoa; Chordata; Mammalia; Eulipotyphla; Soricidae. Gene Ontology annotation, cellular component: ribosome; cytosolic small ribosomal subunit. Gene Ontology annotation, biological process: ribosomal small subunit assembly; translation. The record is from RefSeq and is a predicted model, not a curated record.
UUUGAGUUAAAAGCGUGGCCCCGCGGAAUACGUCCUUUUCCUGUCCGUACUGAGGCGACGCGUGGUCCUCAUCGCGUGUUGAAGACGCCCCGGCUGGGUCUUCAGGAUGACAGAGUGGGAGACAGCUGCACCUGCAGUGGCAGAGACGCCUGACAUCAAGCUCUUCGGGAAGUGGAGCACUGACGAUGUGCAGAUAAAUGACAUUUCCUUGCAGGAUUACAUCGCUGUGAAGGAGAAGUAUGCCAAGUACCUGCCUCACAGUGCAGGGCGCUAUGCUGCCAAGCGCUUCCGCAAAGCACAGUGCCCCAUCGUGGAGCGCCUCACCAACUCCAUGAUGAUGCACGGUCGCAACAAUGGCAAGAAACUUAUGACUGUCCGUAUUGUCAAGCAUGCUUUUGAGAUCAUCCAUCUGCUCACUGGUGAGAACCCUCUGCAGGUCCUGGUGAAUGCCAUCAUCAACAGUGGCCCCAGAGAGGACUCGACCAGAAUUGGAAGAGCUGGGACAGUGAGGCGGCAGGCUGUGGAUGUGUCUCCAUUGCGCAGAGUGAAUCAGGCCAUCUGGCUGCUGUGCACAGGAGCCCGUGAGGCUGCCUUCCGGAACAUCAAGACCAUUGCAGAGUGCCUGGCCGACGAGCUCAUCAAUGCAGCCAAGGGUUCUUCUAAUUCGUAUGCUAUCAAGAAGAAGGAUGAACUCGAACGUGUGGCCAAAUCCAACCGUUGAUCACGAGGCUGCUGUUUCAAUAAACUUGUCUGUCUUUUGGGACAGCCCCA